AUGGAACCUAUAAAUUCGGCAAAAAAAAAUUCAAUUAAUUUAUCCCCACCAUCCGAUAAGCCAUCCGAUAAGCCGUCCGAAAAGUCAUCCGAGAAACCAUCAAGACCAGUUUUAACGCGUAUUAAUACAGGAGAUCGUAUUAUGCCUAAAAUUAUCGAACCAAACGAUGAUAAAAAUAUUAAUCAUACUAAUAAUGUUAGUUUUGAAAUAGGUGGACAAAAACAAAAUCAAGAUAUAAAUAUAAAUAUGCUUACUUCACAAAUUGAAGAAUUUUUUGUUACUUCACCAACAGAUUCAUCAAUUGACAUUUCAGUACGCGACUUAAAAUCGGAUGAAUCCGAUGCAGUUCUGGUAGCACUUGUUGAUCGUGAAAUAGAAAUGAAAGAUUUAUUUAUAAAAAAUGAAGAAUAUUUUGAAAUGGUUAAAAAUAGUAUUUUUUCUUCAGAAGAAAAUGGAGAAUGGCAAGAAUUUCUUACAAUUCUUUAUUCACCACGUGACCGUAUUCCUGACUUGGAGUGGAUGAAUAAAAUUUCAGGAUUCUUGGAAAUGAAUCCACAACUUUUAGCAAAUUUCAAAGAAAUGGUUGGAUUCUAUGAUAACAUAGAAGAUCACAUGACCACAUCUGAAAUAAACGAGGAUUAUGAAGAUGAAGCUUAUACAUUAACAAAUGAUGAAAUCACAGAUAUUGUAGAUAUAAUAUCUAUAAGAGAUCGACCAAAAAUCUUGGAAAAUAUUUUAAAUUCAUAUCCACAAUUUUUUAUAAAUGCACAACAAGUAAUGAGUCAAGUGCAAAAACGACCUGGAAAUCAUGAUAAUAAUGGAUCAUUAUAUGAUGAAUUCAAAAAGAUAUUAACUUGUCCAAGAAGUGAGAUGAGUGAUGAUGAAUGGGAAAUUGCUAUUUACGAAUGUUUAGAUCCUUGGCCUCAGCUUGUCGCACAAUUUGAAGAAAUUGUUGCAUAUGAAAUUAACGAAAUUAGAAAUGAUUAA
Cetraspora pellucida is the source of this 987-nucleotide messenger RNA. NCBI's taxonomy places the organism in Eukaryota, Fungi, Glomeromycota, Glomeromycetes, Diversisporales, Gigasporaceae. The record is from the annotation of a GenBank genome assembly.